Laetiporus sulphureus 93-53 is the source of this 1935-nucleotide messenger RNA. RefSeq names its product cytosine-purine permease. Gene Ontology annotation, molecular function: nucleobase transmembrane transporter activity. Gene Ontology annotation, cellular component: plasma membrane. Lineage: Eukaryota; Fungi; Basidiomycota; Agaricomycetes; Polyporales; Laetiporaceae. The coding region runs from base 274 to 1935 and encodes 553 amino acids. Gene Ontology annotation, biological process: transmembrane transport; nucleobase transport. The transcript is spliced from 12 exons. The record is from RefSeq and is a predicted model, not a curated record.
GCGAAGUACCCAACUCUUCUCGCACCUCCUUGCAACAGCCACAGGCACGUCCGCAUCACCGAGCGCAUGUCGUGAAGUUGGAGCACCAAUCGAGAAGGCUUAUCUAGUCGAGAGCGGGGGGCCAACGCUUAUCAGCAUCAACGCCUCACUCUAUCAGGGCUCACGCCGUAGACAAAUCUGCGAAGCGGCUCCUAUUAUAAAUGCACCUCGGUUCUCGCCAGCGAUGCAGCACCCCAGGCUCGAUAUCUCGUCUUGCACGCUCCUCCGCUCGCGAUGGCGAAGAAGACGUCUAGCACCAGUUACGUGUCCGCAAGCGGCGUCUCCGCCUAUCUAAGGCCGUCCGCAUGGGCUCUUGAGCCUGAGCCUUCGACAUUUGCGCCUAGUGGCAGGUGGUCGAACAAGGACAUGGAUCCCGUGCCUGUUCAUGCUCGAACGUGGUCGACGUGGAAUUAUGUCGCAUACUGGAUCUCGGAUGCGGCCAACGCUGCAGUGUGGGAACUCGCCUCCAGCAUGUUGUCCAUCGGAUUGUCAUGGCGACAAGCACUACCUGCGAUUGCCCUCGGGCAUUGCAUCAUAGCCAUUGUCAUGGUACUGAACGGGACGAUCGGCGCCCGCCUGCACGUUGCGUUCCCUGUGCUCAACCGCUCCUCGUUCGGCUUCUGGUUCAGCUACUUCACCGUCGUCAGCCGGGUCAUCCUAUCCCUGUUCUGGUUCAGCAUACAGUCAUACACAGGAUCAGAAUGUGUAUAUCAGAUGCUCAAAGCUAUCUGGCCGUCGUUGGACCGCUUGCCCAACCAUCUUCCAGCUAGUUCCAACAUUACCACCUCAGGAAUGAUGUGCUAUUUCCUGUACUGGCUCAUCCAGUUCCCCUUCAUGUUGAUCUCGCCACAGAAGAUCCGCUGGCUGUUCGUGGCGAAGGCGGCCAUCGUGCCGCCGACAUGGCUCGCAAUGCUCAUCUGGGCAUUCGUCAAGGUUCCAUCGAGCAAAGGCCUGUUCGAGCAGCAUGCGACCGUCAAGGGAAGCGACAUGUCAUGGGCAUGGCUUAGCGCUUUGAACAGCGCCCUCGGCAUCUACUCCACGCUGGCUGUCAACAUCCCGGAUUUCACGAGAUACGCCAAGAACGAGCGAGCCCAAUAUGUCCAACUCGCGAUCAUUCCCGUCGCCUUCACGCUCUGCGGGUUCAUCGGCAUGGCAGUGACGUCCGCUGGGAUCGUGCUCUACGGACAGACGCUGUGGGAUCCGCUCACGCUCAUCAACCAGUGGGACAACCGAGCGGCAGCGUUCUUCGCGUCAUUCGCGUUCGUCCUCACCACGCUCGGCACGAACAUCUCCGCCAACUCGAUGUCCGCCGCGAACGACAUGACCGUGCUCUUCCCGCGGUAUAUCAACAUCAGACGCGGGCAGGUGUUAUGUGCGCUGAUUGGUGGGUGGGCGCUGUGCCCAUGGGAGAUUCUGGCGAGUGCUACGGGAUUCCUCACGUUCAUUAAUGGUUAUACGGUCUUCCUUGGACCGUUUGCCGGCAUUAUGGUCACCGAUUACUGGCUGAUCCACAAAUGCCAUGUUGACGUGCCCGCAAUGUAUCGCCCUCAUGGACGUUAUCGCUACACCUACGGCUUUAACUGGCGCGCAGUCCUGGCUAUCCUCUGCUCCGUCCCGCCGCUCUUCCCUGGCUGGAUCAAUUCGAUCAACAUUAACAUCCAAGCAGGCAGGGCUGUCAACCUUUUCGACUUUGCAUGGCUAUUCGGGUGUCGGCCCUCUUUUCAGUUCACAGUCGCCUCGACAGUGUACGCUGUCACGUCUUUGCUGUUCCCGGCGAAAGAGACGUACAUACCUGAGGCGAUUCUGGCGGACGAUGUUGCAAGUCAGGCAACAGAGACGGACGUUGAGGAUGAGAAAAAGAGCAUACAGGACGAGGUCAACGAGGUUUUGGCUUGA